Molecule: messenger RNA, 3126 nt
Organism: Seriola dumerili (greater amberjack)
Lineage: Eukaryota; Metazoa; Chordata; Actinopteri; Carangiformes; Carangidae
Gene: nlgn3a
Product: neuroligin 3
Exons: 8
Coding region: 545-3121 (858 amino acids)
Biological process (GO): presynaptic membrane assembly; modulation of chemical synaptic transmission; synaptic vesicle endocytosis
Cellular component (GO): synapse; cell surface; postsynaptic specialization membrane
Molecular function (GO): signaling receptor activity; neurexin family protein binding
Source: RefSeq, a predicted model, not a curated record
GUCAAGGCAAAAGCAUCAAAACGCACCAGGACUAGGAGGAGAGCUUCCCGCUGAAAAAAGAAGAAGAAGAAAAAAACAUAACAUGGGAGAAAUGCAUUGAAAUGACAGCGGAGCGAGGAUAAUGAGAGCCGUUAUCGCUUCACAGGAAGGUCAUUCCCGAAAAACAUAAGCAGUGCGCAGACUAUACGGAUAUUUGGAGUACGUACCCGACUGCAAGUGAAGACCCCGAAACAGUGAAACAUAGUCCCGGCUGUUUAUUUUCACAGAACAAGGCAUGGGGGGAAUUACAUCUCGACAAGGCAGCACGGGCUAGAAGAUCUGACGAGCGGAAAGAGGACAGUGAAUAAGGACCUCGCUGCGGAGAGGAACUGCAUAACUGUGACUGUUUCUCCUCGUCUGUAAGCCGGCGGGCUCCAGUACCACAGCUGAUGACUGUCCCUCAGGUGGCUGGACUGCAGGGCUGAGCGGGAAGCCUGUGUGUUUGCUGAGGGGGUGCCCCGGCUUGUAUGUUGGUCACUUGCAGUUGCACUCGCUCACAAGGACCAUGUGGUUUUCUCCAAGGAGAAGUCGUCUCCCCUCGCAGAACUGGAACGGUGCCCACAGUUGCACCAAUUUCAGCGUGUCCUUGUGGGUGUUAAGUUUUUGCUGGUGCUUCACGGCCGUCAGAGGUCAGAACUACCACCCAACUGUAAACACGCAGUAUGGGAAACUCCGAGGGGUGAGGGUGCCACUGCCUAGUGAGAUUCUGGGGCCGGUGGAUCAGUACCUGGGGGUUCCAUAUGCCGCCUCCCCGGUGGGAGAAAAACGCUUCAUGCCCCCCGAACCUCCUUCGUCCUGGUCAGGGAUCAAGAACGCCACCCACUUUGCACCCGUCUGCCCCCAAAAUAUUCACAAUGCUGUGCCAGAGAUCAUGAUGCCAAUAUGGUUCACCUUCAACCUGGAUAUAGUUACCACGUAUAUACAGGAUCAACAUGAGGAUUGUCUUUAUCUAAACAUCUAUGUUCCAACAGAGGAUGUCAAAAGAAUAUCCAAGGAAUGUGCCAGGAAACCCAACAAGAAAAUGUGUAGAAAAGGAGGGGCCCAUGCAAAAAAACAGGGCGAGGAUUUAUCGGAUAACGACGGUGAUGAAGAUGAAGACAUACGAGAUACUGGUGCCAAGCCCGUGAUGGUCUACAUCCACGGAGGAUCCUACAUGGAGGGGACGGGCAACAUGAUCGAUGGGAGCGUCCUGGCCAGCUACGGAAAUGUCAUCGUUAUCACUCUCAACUACCGUGUCGGAGUCCUCGGCUUCCUCAGUACUGGUGACCAGGCUGCUAAAGGGAACUACGGGCUCCUGGACCAGAUCCAGGCUUUAAGGUGGAUCAGCGAGAACAUCGGCUUCUUCGGCGGAGACUCCAACCGCAUCACUGUGUUCGGUUCUGGGAUCGGCGCUUCCUGCGUCAGCCUGCUCACCCUCUCCCACCACUCUGAAGGUCUGUUCCACAGAGCCAUCAUUCAGAGCGGGUCAGCCCUCUCCAGCUGGGCGGUGAACUACCAGCCGGUCAAGUAUACGCGUCUCCUUGCAGAGAAGGUGGGCUGUAAUGUCCUGGACACCUUAGACAUGGUGGACUGUCUGAGGAAGAAGAGCUCCAGGGAGCUGGUGGAGCAGGACAUACAACCAGCGAGGUACCACGUGGCCUUUGGACCUGUAAUAGACGGCGAUGUUAUCCCCGAUGACCCCGAGAUCCUGAUGGAGCAGGGCGAGUUCCUCAACUACGACAUCAUGCUGGGGGUCAACCAGGGUGAAGGGCUGCGGUUUGUGGAGAACGUGGUGGAUUCAGAGGACGGCGUGUCUGGGAAUGAUUUUGAUUUCUCCGUCUCGGACUUUGUGGACAGCCUGUACGGGUACCCAGAGGGCAAGGACACACUGAGGGAAACCAUUAAGUUCAUGUACACAGACUGGGCAGACAGAGACAAUCCAGAGACCAGGCGCAAGACGCUGGUGGCUCUGUUUACCGAUCACCAGUGGGUAGAGCCAUCGGUGGUGACGGCUGAUCUCCACGCUCGCUAUGGCUCGCCCACCUACUUUUACGCCUUUUACCACCACUGCCAGAGCCUGAUGAAGCCUGCCUGGUCGGACGCCGCCCACGGGGACGAGGUGCCCUAUGUUUUUGGAAUUCCUAUGAUUGGUCCCACUGACCUUUUCCCCUGCAACUUUUCAAAGAACGAUGUCAUGCUCAGUGCUGUGGUGAUGACAUACUGGACCAACUUUGCCAAGACUGGGGAUCCCAACAAACCGGUUCCCCAAGACACCAAGUUCAUCCACACCAAGGCCAACCGCUUUGAAGAGGUGGCCUGGUCCAAGUACAACCCCCAGGACCAGCUGUACCUUCACAUCGGCCUGAAGCCACGUGUGCGCGACCACUACCGCGCCACCAAAGUGGCCUUUUGGAAACACCUAGUGCCCCACCUGUACAACCUCCACGACAUGUUCCACUACACCUCCACCACCACCAAAGUGCCCCCGCCAGAGACCACGCAGAACACCCUGUCCACCAAGAGGCCCAACGGGAAAACCUCCUGGCCGUUCAACACCAAGCGGCCUCCCAUGUCCCCAGCCUACAACAGCGAGGACAAAGACUCUUGGAGCGACGACGAGGAGACGGGACCGCUGGUGGUGGAGAAUCCGCGGGAUUAUUCCACAGAGCUCAGCGUCACCAUCGCUGUCGGAGCCUCGCUGCUGUUCCUCAACGUGCUGGCUUUCGCAGCCCUCUAUUACCGCAAGGACAAGCGGCGGCAGGACUCCAGCCACGGGCAGCCCAGCCCACAGCGCCAGACCACCUCCAACGACAUUGGCCACCAUGCGCCCGAGGAGGAGAUCAUGUCGCUGCAGAUGAACCAGACGCACCAUGAGUGCGAGGCGGGGAACAGCAACGAGGGGGCACUUCGUUUGGCCUCGCUGCCCGACUACACGCUCACUCUGCGGCGGUCUCCGGACGACAUCCCCCUCAUGACCCCCAACACCAUCACCAUGAUCCCCAAUUCCCUGGUGGGCAUGCCCAACCUGCACCCCUACAACACCUUCACAACCGGCUUCAACUCCACCGGCCUGCCGCACUCCCACUCAACCACCCGCGUAUAGCUUUA